UCCUAUAAAAGAAACAAACAAAAACGUAAAGUAUCAGUCAGUGAGGCUCAUUAGCAUGUGACUGCAUGUGAAGUUCAGUCUAUCUCACACCUGACUCCACCUGCAGAGGAGGAGUGAUUACGUCUGAGUGAAAAUGUAAGCAUGGGCUGCUCCAUAUGGCCUCAGCCUGGUCUGAAGAGGAGACCUUUGUCUGCUCAGUAUGCCUGGACACCCUGAAGGAUCCGGCCACUCUACCCUGUGGACACUCCUACUGCUUGGCUUGUAUCCAGAGCCACUGGGACAAGAGAAACAGCAAGGGUCAGUACAGCUGCCCCCAGUGUAGGCAGGUCUUCAACCCUCGACCCUCGCUGGCCAAGAGCACUGUGCUAGUGGAGGCUAUGGAAAAACUGAGAACCAACAGCCACCAGCAACGCCCCUCCACAGCUGUCUCCUCUGCCCCACCAUCGAUGCCUAUGUACCUGGAGGUCCUACCAGAUACAGGGCCUCGGCAGGGCAGCAUGUACCCUCAGCUUCCCACGGUGGACCCCAGAACCUGCCCUCAACACAACCGACCCCUGGAUCUGUUUUGCCAUGAAGACAAGGAGUGCGUGUGUGAGGUGUGUUGUCAGGAUGGACACAACGGACAUCGUGUGCUCAAACCACAGCAAGCGAGGAAGGAGAGACAGAAAGAGCUUGUUCAGAUGCAGGUAGACAUACAGAAGAGAAUCCAGGAGACUGACAAGAAGCUUAAGGAGGUCCCACAUAUUUCUCGCCAACAAAAGGCCUUGGUACAGGCUCUAGAGCAAGAGAGCACAGAUUUAUUCUCAGAGCUUGUCAAGAACGUGAAUCUAACAGGCACCGAGGUUGGUGAGCUACUCAGCACCCAUGAGACCUCCUUAGGCAGCCAGAUCGAGGGGCAUAUCCACAGACUGGAGCAGGAGGUGGCACAGCUGCACUGGAAGAGUGAAGAGCUGAGCAGGCUGGCCAACAUGCAGGACCACAUCUGUUUCUUGAAGAAUUUCCUCACCAUGGAGCCGCUGGGUCAGUCUGGUGCCACAAGAGAGUCAAUACUGAGUCAGGAGGAAGCGGUGGUAGCCUCCAUCCGCUCAGCCAUCAGAGAACUACAAGAGUCAAUACAGGACCUCUGCAAAGCCAGCCUGGCCAAGAUCAUCACAUUAGUGAAUCAUGAGCCAGUGGCUUCGACACCCAAUGGUGCAGCAGCAGGCACUACAGCAGCUGAUAACAGCGGUCAGGCCACCACACAAAACACAGUGUAUGAGAUGAUGACAGACCCUCCACCUCUGCCACCUCCACAUCCUCAAGCUUCAGCCCCCUCUCCACCCUCCCCUCCUCAUCAACCUCAAGUGGGACUUGUUAAUCCAGAACCAAAGACAAGAGGAGAAUUGCUGAAAUUUCGCUUCGAACCCACCAUGGACCCCAACACGGUGUAUCGCCACGUACAGCUGUCAGAUGGAGGUCGUAAGGCCACAAUGCGGGCUGAGAACCUGAACCCACCAGACCAUCCUGAACGCUUCCACUUCUGGAGACAGGUUCUCUGCAGAGAGCCCCUGGCAGGGAGCCCUUACUACUGGGAGGUGGAGUGGACUGGCCAGAAGAUCACCAUUGGCGUGGCCUACAAGGAGAUGGAACGUAAGGGUUCUGAUGACAAAAGCCGUUUGGGCCACAAUGCUCUGUCCUGGAGCUUGUACUGGUCCGGGAACGGCUUCUCCUUCUGGCACGAUGGCCAGGAAAAACAGCUGGGCUCACCUAAGGCCCGACGGAUUGGCGUCUAUCUGGACCAGCAUGCAGGGAUUCUGGCCUUUUACCGCAUCACCAAUAACCAAGCUGAUCUCAUCCACCGUCACCAGACCCAGUUCACUGGCCCACUGUACCCAGGGAUCAGGUUCUGGGCACGAAUAGGGACAACAGUGACUGUUUGCCAGUUGGAUUGAGUUGUAUAUCAAUGAUGGGCUGUUGUUUUUUUUUUAUAUAUAACCUGCUUGUCUGGUUGGAAGCAAGUGACACAUUGAAAUAAUAAGGAAGUAAAUGUGUUCUUGCUCUGGAGAUCCUUUUAGUGAGUUAACAAAAAUGUUCAGGAAUGUCUGGUUUUCAUAAUAUAAUAUUCCCUUUGCACCAGCCUUCAUUAAUGUGAUGUAAAUGGACUAAAAAUGCCUUUGUAAGUUAAUAAAGUUUUACAAAUUUU
Molecule: messenger RNA, 2182 nt
Organism: Siniperca chuatsi (mandarin fish)
Lineage: Eukaryota; Metazoa; Chordata; Actinopteri; Centrarchiformes; Sinipercidae
Gene: ftr86
Product: finTRIM family, member 86
Exons: 11
Coding region: 156-1931 (591 amino acids)
Molecular function (GO): zinc ion binding; protein binding
Source: RefSeq, a predicted model, not a curated record